Messenger RNA from Symbiodinium necroappetens, 1911 nucleotides. The record is from the annotation of a GenBank genome assembly. Lineage: Eukaryota; Dinophyceae; Suessiales; Symbiodiniaceae.
AUGCAGAUUCUGGCUGAUGCGGGCCGUUCCCGCUUGGUGAGUAUUGAAGCACUCAAUGCUGCCAUCACCUGCUGCAGCAGUGGGACUUGGCAGGGGUCGCUGGCGCUGCUCAGCACAGCGAGUAUUAUGUCACUAAGGCAUUCGCUGGUAACUGCAGGAGCGGCAAUAAAAGUUGCAGGAGCACAAAGCGCACAUGGAUCACUGGCCGAGCAGUCCAAUUGGCACAACGCGCUGCAUCGCCUAUGCCGCAUGCGCCAGCACAGCAUGAUCCCCAACAUCAGGCACCACAACGCAAUUCUAUCUUGUUCGCUCUCUUGGUCGACAGCACUCUGCAUUUUCAAUUCCGUCUUGAAUUAUGAAUUAGAACCCACAGAAUUCACGAGUAGCCUGCUCAUGAAGAAGCUGGAGACCAACUGGCCCUUGGCAAUCCACAGCUUCCUUUCGAUGCAGCGCCUGCGCUUGGAGCAUGAUGCCAUUAGCGGAAAUGCAGCACUAAGGGCCGCCGGCGCCGGCAAUCAUCGCCGCGUGUCCCGCGAAUUCUUGCAGCAUCUGAUCAGUGCAGGAGUUCCAGUGGACUCUGCUACUUGCAGUUCCGCCGGCAGUGCUUUGGAUUCAGAGCGGAUUUGGGAUUUGCUGCAAGAUGUGCGUGCAUCGGUUGUGCAACCCGACCUUGGGGCCUACACGUCGGUUUUGGGAGCUUUUGACAACGAUGGUCGCUGGGAGGCGGCUCUAGGAGUUUUGCGAUCAAUGGCCAUGGACGGGGUCCAGGCAGGCCUAAAUCCAUAUGCAGCCGCACAAAGUGCAUGUGAAAGAUGCCGGCAGUGGAUGGAAGUGGUGGAUCUGAUUCGGGCUUUGAAGGGCUCGAGCGCGCAGCUGGAUCUCGUUGUCCGUUCGGCGGCCGUCUCUGCUCCGCAAACAGGCGGGAGCUGGCGCAUUGCCUUGCAGAGCUUCUGCCAGCUCGCCCUGGAGACCCUGGCCCCGGACGUCGUGUCUCAUGGAGCUGUUCUCAGCGCAGCAGAGGCCGGACAUCAGUGGCACUCUGCGAUCUCCGCCCUCUGGAGCUGGAGCCGCCAGUUCUUGAAACCGGACGUCAUAUCAUGCAAUUCGGCAGUGAGUGCCUGCGAAAAGGCGAAGUCCUGGGCAACAGCUGUCAAUAUCGUUACCCAAGACAUGGCGUGGUGUCGAAUUUUGCCUGAUGCCAUUAGUUGUAGCUCUGCCAUCCUGGCAUGCACGGACACGAGCUGCUGGGGGCAGGGGCUCCUCAUGGUCUCGUUCGCACAGCAGCAAGACAUCACGCCACAGGUAGGCAGUUUCGGCGCGCUACUCACAGAGUGUGAGCGUGCCAGUCCUUCUUUGGUCGCUUGCCAGCAGGAGCUCCUCAGUGGAUCCUUGCGGGCGGCCGGACUGGACCAAAUCCUGCCAGAGCAGAGAAAAGUGCCAGUGCCACGUCGCAAACUACGCUUCGUGGAGCUCUGCUGUCCUCAGGAUGACCGGCACCACACUUUGCGACGGGACUUCGGAAAAUUUGAUGAGAAGAGAUUCAAUGAAUUCCGGACCUUCAUCACUGACGACGAGCAGAAUCGCGGUGGAGCAAACCGUCAGACAGACUUCUUCCGUCUGGUCUACAGACAAUUGAAGGCGGUGGCUGCUUUUCCAGUCCAGGAGAACUUUGCAGCAGCCGUUCUGGCAGCGUCCAAAGCGCAGGAGAAUCUGAAGCAACCCGGACUCAGUGACCAAGACAUUGCUGUGGUCCAGCGUGAACAAGAGCUUCUCGAGGGCGGCGCUCGGUGGAUCUGUCUCAUGCUCAAGGUCCAGGCCGUGGCCCCCGGUUUGUUUCCCAAGAAGCCGCCAGGGUCACAGAUAGCACUUGAUGCUCCCGCCUGGAGAAGGCGUCGCUGUUCUAUUCUCUAG